This is a messenger RNA of Penicillium brasilianum, 1245 nucleotides long. The record is from the annotation of a GenBank genome assembly. NCBI's taxonomy places the organism in Eukaryota, Fungi, Ascomycota, Eurotiomycetes, Eurotiales, Aspergillaceae.
AUGGCCCCUCCAGAUAUCGAGAACAAACCAGCCAAGGGCAUCUCCUACUUUACUCCUGCCCAGGAACCUCCGGCGGGAACCGCGAACCCCGACGCAUCACCUCCCAAGCUCUUCCAGCCCUUCAAAGUGCGAGGCCUGACCUUUCACAAUCGGAUUGGCCUCUCUCCACUCUGUCAAUACAGUGCCGACGAUGGACACAUGACGGACUGGCAUAUGGCUCAUUUGGGCGGUAUCGCCCAGCGCGGACCCGGCUUCCUCAUGGUAGAAGCAACGGCCGUGCAAGCAAAUGGUCGCAUCACCCCUCAAGACCACGGUCUCUGGAAGGACUCGCAGAUCGAGCCCCUCCGCCGGGUCGUCGAGUUUGUGCACAGCCAGAGUCAAAUUAUUGGCGUCCAACUCGCCCAUGCAGGCCGAAAAGCCAGCACCGUCGCGCCAUGGCUUAGCAUGGCGGACAUGGCGACCGAGAAGGUUGGCGGAUGGCCCGACAACGUCAAGGGACCCACCAACACGCCAUUCCACGACAAGUUCCCCACGCCCAAGGCGAUGACUGCGGCCGAGAUCGAACAGUUCAAGAAAGAUUGGGUAUCGGCCGUCAAACGCGCUGUCAAGGCCGGUGUGGAUUUUGUGGAGAUUCACAAUGCCCACGGAUACCUGCUUAUGAGCUUCCUGUCCCCCGCGACGAACGAUCGUACCGAUCAGUACGGUGGCAGCUUCGAGAAUCGAAUUCGGCUGUCGCUGGAACUCGCCCAGUUGACUCGCGACAAUGUACCCAAGGACAUGCCCAUUUUCUUGCGCGUGUCCGCGACCGAUUGGUUGGAAGAAUCUAUGCCGGAUCAACCCAGCUGGCGCGUUGAAGACACCGUGCGGUUCGCAAAAGUGCUCGCCGAGAGCGGCAAUGUCGAUGUCCUAGAUAUCAGCAGCGGAGGCAACCACCAGAAGCAGCACAUCCAUGCCAAGGCCGCAUUCCAGGCGCCCUUUGCCAUUGAGGUGAAGAAGGCGGUUGGAGAUAAGCUGAAGGUUGGCACGGUCGGCAUGAUCAAUGACGGCCAUUUGGCGAAUUGCCUGUUGGAACAUAACGAUCUGGACUUUGUGCUGGUCGGGCGCGGGUUCCAGAAAAAUCCCGGUCUGGUAUGGACGUGGGCAGAGGAAUUGGAUGUUGAGAUCUCCAUGGCCAACCAGAUCCGAUGGGGCUUUAGUAGUCGCGGUGGUGGUGUUUACUUGAAGAAGCGACAGGAGAAGAUGUAG